CCGAUCGUCUCUCUCUCUCUCUCUCUCUAGCUUCACGCCACUCUCUUUCCGUCGCGCCUUUCGAACCUUCUCUCGGCGAUCGCCACCAUAAAACCCUAGGAACCGCCGAGCCCGCAGCCCCGCGGCGAGGUGCGGAGGAGGAGCGCCGAGGAGAUCCUUCCCUCUCGCCUCGCGCUCGGCAGAUCCCGUCGGAGCUUCCAGGGUUGUGAUUGAUUGUUUCCUGGUGAUCAAGUGGUAAUGGCGGUGCAGCAAGCCCCUGCUGGAGCAGCCUCUCCAUCAGCUGAUGUUGUUGGCAAUGCAUUUGUUCAUCAGUAUUACCUCAUCCUUCACCAAUCCCCUGAGCAUGUUCAUCGAUUUUAUCAAGAUAUUAGCAAGCUUGGCCGUCCUGAAGAGGAUGGAGUCAUGGGUAUCACCUCAACCAUGAAAGCUAUUGAUGAGAAGAUACAGUCACUUGAUUAUGGUGGAUUCAGCGCAAAGAUCAUUACAGUGGAUGCACAAGACUCUUUCAAUGGCGGAGUCACUGUACUUGUUACUGGAUAUCUUACAGGAAGAGACAAUGUGAAACGGAAAUUCACCCAGAGUUUCUUCUUGGCACCUCAAGAUAAAGGUUACUUUGUUCUGAAUGAUAUUUUCAGAUACGUUGAGGAAACCAGUCAUCAACAGCCAAACCAUGGUUCAGCUAAUGAUGUGGAAGCUCCUCAAACUAUCGAGCAAGAGUCAACACCUCCGCAGGAGAACCGCAUUCCUCAACAGGUAGCUGCAGAUUCAGAAGAAGUUAGUCAGGAGCAAGUUUACAACCCGUCUGAGAAUGGAGAUGGUUCAGUUGUGGAGGAGGAAGCCCCAGUGCCUGAAGUAGUUGAUGAAACUCCAGUGGAUUCACACACAGUGGCUGAAUCUAAUGCUAAAAAUGAUGUUCCGAAGAAAUCGUACGCCUACAUUUUGGGAGUCAUGAAGGAGAGUGCUGUCAAUGUGCCAUCGUCUUCACCUUCUCCAAAGCCUGUUCCAAAGAGCCAAGAACCACAGAUGACUGCACCACCACCUCCAGCCCCAAUACCUGAGACUCAAGUUUCCAGUUUAAAAGCGACUGAAAAUGGGAAUGUUCAAGAGGGUGAAUCUGAUGGGCACUCCAUCUACUUGAAAGGGCUGCCUAUGAAUGCAACCUAUCCACAAAUUGAGAAUGAGUUUAAGAGGUUUGGAGCAAUCAAAACUGGUGGUAUUCAGAUUAGGAGCCAAAAGGGAUUUUGCUUUGGGUUCGUGGAAUUUGAAGAGUCAAGCUCUGCCCAAAGUGCAAUAGAGGCCUCUCCAAUCACUAUUGGUGGACGACAGGUGGCUAUUGAACCAAAGAAGUCUACCUCACGAGGGAAUGGUAGGGAUCGUUUUCCAUCUGGAAGGGGGGCUGGCUACAGGAAUGAGGGUGUGCGAGGGCGCGGAAGCUAUGUUGGCGGUAGAGGCUAUAACAGGGGCGAGCUUAAUAACAGGAUGGAUUAUGGAAACAGAAAUGGUGGCAGGGGAGGAUACGCUAACCGUGGCGAUGGAUAUCAUAGGGCUGAUCAUUCAGGAGGCAACGGUGGCCGUGUGAAUCGAGCUGGUUUUGCUGUCGAUGCAGCCAAAAGCAUGGCACCGCGAGUAUCUGCAACUGCUUGAGGAACCAACGGGUAGUUACUUUUCUCAGUUGUUGGAUAGGCAUCAAGAAUGCAUCUUUAGAUUCUUUUGCACAUGAUAAAUUUUGGAGCUAAAUCAAAAUAUUAGUCUUCAGCUUUUUGGCUGUCGAUCAUGUUCAGUCUCACUGGUGGGAAAUAGAUGUACUUAGUUUCUGCUUCCAAACUAGAUCUUUGUCUGUCUUUGGUGGGAUUAUCCUGCCGAUUUUGGAGCCGUAUCAUUUUAUAAAAAUACUGAAAAGACCAGCAUUGUUGUUGUAUGGAUAUCCUGGAUAUAUUGAUGUA
This is a messenger RNA of Syzygium oleosum, 1943 nucleotides long. RefSeq names its product nuclear transport factor 2-like. Lineage: Eukaryota; Viridiplantae; Streptophyta; Magnoliopsida; Myrtales; Myrtaceae. The transcript has 10 exons. Bases 238 to 1644 code for a protein of 468 amino acids. The record is from RefSeq and is a predicted model, not a curated record. Gene Ontology annotation, molecular function: mRNA binding. Gene Ontology annotation, cellular component: ribonucleoprotein complex; cytosol.